Messenger RNA from Protopterus annectens (West African lungfish), 2430 nucleotides. RefSeq names its product potassium channel subfamily K member 1-like. The coding region runs from base 132 to 1100 and encodes 322 amino acids. Gene Ontology annotation, biological process: potassium ion transmembrane transport; stabilization of membrane potential. NCBI's taxonomy places the organism in Eukaryota, Metazoa, Chordata, Ceratodontiformes, Protopteridae. Gene Ontology annotation, molecular function: potassium ion leak channel activity. The record is from RefSeq and is a predicted model, not a curated record. Gene Ontology annotation, cellular component: membrane. The transcript is spliced from 3 exons.
UUCUCUAUAAUCCUGGCGUCAGAGUCAAACGAGAGGCAUACGUUUGUGUGCCGUAAGCAACGGCAACUGAAAGGGUUACUUCACCAUCCGCAUAGUUUGGGAGUGUGUAUGUGGGACAGGGCAAAGUCAACAUGUCUACUUCAUCUUCGCGGCUAACAACAGUUAUCUUUGUUUUGUUUUGCCUUUUUUACAUCACUUUUUUGCUGCUGGGGGCCCUGAUUGUGUCGACAAUCGAGCAGCCAUAUGAGGCACGGCUGCGGGAUGAGAUGCGAGUACUUCGGUCUCAGUUUGUGAAUGCCAGUAAAAGUUGUUUGGAUGAUAAUGCCCUGGAAACGUUUUUGAUGCAGGUGUUGGACGCUAACAAAUAUGGAGUAUCUGUAUUGCGGAACGCGUCAGUCAACACCAACUGGGACUUUGCAUCCUCAUUCUUUUUCACCGGCACUUUAGUAACCACAGUCGGCUAUGGACACACCACUCCCCUUUCGGAUUCUGGGAAGGCCUUCUGCAUCUUCUUUGCUUUGGUGGGAAUUCCUUUCACCUUGCUGGUCCUGUCUGCAAUUGUCCAGCGCCUUAUGAUUUUCAUCACACAUCGACCAAUCCAUUUCUUUCAGACACGUCAUGGUUGGCCAAAAAGGACUGCAAGCCAAGUGCAUUUUAUGAUCCUUUUUUUAGUGAUUCUGGUUUGCUUCUUCAUUCUACCUGCAGUUAUUUUUAGUGCAAUUGAAGAAAGUUGGUCGUUUUUGGAUGCCUUCUAUUUCUGUUUCAUUUCACUUUCCACUGUUGGCCUUGGUGAUUAUGUACCGGGAGAAAAAUAUGGUCAAAAGCUCCGUGCUUUCUAUAAGAUUUCUGUUACUGUUUACUUACUGCUGGGUCUUAUAAUGCUGCUACUGCUGCUGCAAACCUUUCAGAAAACGGCAGACCUGUAUGGUAUCCCAAGUCUGUUUCAGUUACCCCCAUGUGAUGAUGAGGACGACGACCAUGAGAGGAUAAUAGAUGCUUCUGAUUUGCAGGAGUCUGAAAAAGAAAACAGUGUAGAUAAAAUGGCGAACAAACACUUGAAUUCUUCUGCACAGCCAACAUAUUCCUCUAUUAAUCGAUGACCGAAGGAGAACAAAAGAAAUAACUAGGGACACCUUUUGAAAUUUAAUUUUUAUAGCGUGCCAACAUACAGCAUGCUAUUUAACCAGAACUGUGUUGAAACUGUGGUCCUAUCGUUUUGUGAAGAAUUUUUUUUCCAAGUUUCCAUAAUACUGAGUGCCAUUUCCAAUGAGACCACCUGCUUGUAGCAGUGCACUGAUGUGCUAGUUAGCAUAUUGUUGCUGUUCAUAUGUGCAAUAUAGACAUUCUACUGCAUGCAUUUUUGGCCACUUUUGAAUCACAUUCCUAGUGCUCAUUGACUUGAAAAAUAAAUGCCGAGUUGAUUUGUCAUGUACACGUUUGCUUCAGCUGCAUUACUGUAACCAGUAGAAAGUGGCAAGAAUAGUGAAGUCUUUGUAGUAGAUUGUGACUCCCUAAUGUGUUACAAUGAAUGCAGCUAUUAAAAUGUCCUUUUGUAUCCUGUUUUCAGAUAGUUGGCCAAGGGAGAUUUACUAGCUGCUGUACUUUUUUGUAUAUGAACUUAACAGUAAUUACCCACCUUUAACUCAAUUUCACUGUUUGUCAAGAUUUUUGUGGUCGUGGCUGUGGGUGGGUAUUUCCAUAUGGCAAUCAGCAUUAGAAUGUAACAUCUACUUUGCAUUUUGGGUGACUCAUUGAUGACCACUGUUUCAUCUGGCAGUUUCACUACACGUGCCAAAAAUCAACAGUCUGCAGUGAUGCUUGGUCUUUGUCUUUAUUCUUACAUUGUUUGCUGGCAUAAGGCAAGCUUUACAGUACCAUUUAUUUCCUUUGUAUUUCUAUUUUUAAUGGGACCAUUGCAUGCCAUCUAAGCUGUAGUAGCUGUCAAAGGACUUGUGUGCUGUAAUAUGACAAAGGUGUUUGAGAGCAGCCACCUGUGAUUAGCUGUUCCAGUCUCAUUUUAUGUAAACUGGCUGCCUGUCAAGUUUCCUGAACUUUCCACGUCUGAAAUGGAUGUGGAUAAUUCAGUAGCAGUUGCUUCCAGAUGGGCAGUGCAGUGAACUUUUAAGUAAUCCCUUGUAUCAUCUUUGAGCUCAAACUGAGAUAUAGAAGUUCACCUUAAUAUUUUAAUAAUUAGUGGCCAGUGAACACCUUUCUUUCUCUGUAGGGUGUUUAUUUUGAAAGGCUGGAUUUUGGCAGCGAUGUGUUGGACUAAACAUUUUUUAUCAGAUGUAUAGGUUCAUAGGUUAAUACUAGGCUAUCUGCCCUAGGGCAUUUACAAGCCUAGCCAGAGUGUUUGGCUUUCACCACCCUUUUAAAUGAGUUUAUUAUACCCUUUUAAGGUUGGUUUACUGUGCCUCUGUCUAGCAGUGA